Molecule: messenger RNA, 1566 nt
Organism: Anastrepha ludens (Mexican fruit fly)
Lineage: Eukaryota; Metazoa; Arthropoda; Insecta; Diptera; Tephritidae
Product: jerky protein homolog-like
Exons: 3
Coding region: 1-1566 (521 amino acids)
Cellular component (GO): nucleus
Molecular function (GO): DNA binding
Source: RefSeq, a predicted model, not a curated record
AUGGAUAAUUUGUCCGAAUUUAAAGCGAGUGACGGUUGGCUGCGUAAUUUUAAGGCUCGGCACGGCAUUCGAGAGCUCGAUUUGUGUGGAGAAAAGCUUUCUGCCGAUAAUACUGCAGCAGAAAAGUUUAUUGAGGAAUUUAAAACGAAAAUUGAAAAUUACGAUCCUGAAUUUGUUUUUAAUGCGGAUGAAACAGGCCUCAAUUGGAAGGCACUACCUCGUAAAACUUUAGCUUCAAAGAGAGAAACAAGUGCUCCUGGUCACAAAGUUAGCAAAGAUCGCGUGACAGUUCUUACUUGUGCCAAUUCAACAGGCAAUCAUCGGCUUCCAUUACUCUUAAUUGGCAAAUCCAAAAACCCAAGAGCUUUUAAAAACGUUAAAAAGCUUCCAGUUGUUUAUAAAAACCAAAAUAAAGCAUGGAUGACUUCUGCAUUGUUUACGGAAUGGUUUGAUGACGUUUUUAUUCCAGAUGUUAAAAAGUAUCAAAAGAAAAUAAAUAAAAAGGGGAAUGUAUUGCUUUUGCUGGACAAUGCACCUACUCAUCCUUCAGAAAGUUUACUUGAGAGAGAAAAUGGUCGUUUCAAAGCUCUUUUUCUGCCACCUAAUGUGACCAGUUUGCUGCAACCUAUGGAUCAAGGCAUCAUUGAAUGCAUGAAACGACUUUACAAAAAACAACUGCUUCGUAAGCUACUGUUAGCCGAUGAAAAUGAAGAAGGUACUCUAAUAUAUCAUAAAAACAUUAACAUAAAAGAUUGCUGCUACAUGGUAGCUGAUGCAUGGACUUCCGUAAAGGCGAUAACUUUGAAGAGGGCUUGGAAUAAAAUAAAUGGAAUUUCAACACAACAGCAAAUACAGGAAGAAAAAGAAAAUGCAGAAUUGAAGAACAACGAGGAAAGUGAUAAAGAUACUGAUUCAAUGUCUACGGAAAACCUGCAGAAUAUGAUUACAAAAGUUCCAGGCUGUUCCGAGUGCAAUGUAGAGGAUAUCGAAGAUUGGUUACAUUCUGAUUCAAUAGAUCCUGGGUUCCAAUUAUUGAGUGACGAUGAAAUUAUUCAGAGUACAAAAGAAGAAUCAUACCCAGUGGACACAGAAGAUGACAAUGAUUCUACAUUUGAAUUAGAAGCUGGACCUUCUGCAAAUGACGAUAAUGAAGACAUGGUGGAAAAGAGCUCUGACAGCGACUCUGACACCAAAGAUGACGAAAAGCCGACAACAUCCAAAGUAGCAGCGGCGGCCAAUGAGAUUGCCAAAACGCACCUGACUAUGGCACUUAUUGAUCCUGGUAACCCGCUGGGGCAAAUGUCGCAGGAGCAGUGGAAAACAGUGGAACUGAAGCUGUUGGAAGCUCUUUUCGCAAGAAUUUACGCGGAUCCGGACGCAUCUAUGCCUACAUUCGAGGGAGCAGGAUUGUUCAGCGGCUUUAAAAUCAUAAGUAAGUUUAAGUACGACCCCUCUCUCACUUGGGUUAAGGAAUCUGUGAAGAAGCUUCAAGGCCUGUGGGUAGGGGCCGCACUUGUGAUAGUGAAUCGCAGCUGUGUACCGUCGAUACCAAAGGCGAAGGUGUAA